AUCCUCAGUUACCCCAGCAGCAAAGCAAACAAAAGAAAUCAUACAAAACAAAACAAACAAACUCCUCCAGAAAAUGAAAAAAAUCCCCCAAAACCCUCUCAUCUUCUCCCCUCUAAAACCCUAAAUCCACACCCCCCUCCCCUUUUCACCUUCGGACGAUGAACUCCUUCAGCAACACCACAAACUUCGACAAUCUCCUCCUCCAAACCUUGUUGGGAAGACUCCAAAUCCGUCCUACUACCACCACCUCUUUUCUCACCCAGUCCCUCGAAGACAUCCUUCUCGACGCCGCCAAUUUCUCGGAUUCCGACUCCGAUGAUACCAACAAAACCCAACUCGCUAAAGAGGAAUCCAAGCUCGAAAAAGAAAUUAUCCGGAUCAUCCUUUCGGGGAAAAUCGACCCUUUGAAACCCAACUCCGGUCAAGCUGUUACCAUCAACGACCACCAUAUUUGCAUCACUUCUCACAAAGAGAAAGGAUCAGAUUAUCGGGUUUGGGAGUGGCAUGGGCAUAUAAUGCUGUUUGAUGAAGAAAAUGGAUUUACGCCUGAAUAUAUUUACGGCAAUUACUUUGAGAGACUGCAGGGGAAGCCGCUUGUUUCACGUGCUGAGGAAGAGAAAGAAGAGGAGGAGAAAGUUGUGAAUUUGGGAUUGAGGGAGUUGAUCGAUGGGGAUGCUGAGCCUGAUACCACCGGGGGUCGUAUUCUUCAUAGGAAUAUCAGUGCCAGUUCUCCAAGGUUUAUAUAAAACUGAAUACCCUUUUCGCUGGUCUUUUGUGUUCUACUAAAAUUUCAUAUGUUUUGAAGUCUCUGUCUUUGGGGUUUUGAAAUUGAAAUAUUUGGUUCUUUUGCU
Gossypium raimondii (Peruvian cotton) is the source of this 851-nucleotide messenger RNA. RefSeq lists its product as uncharacterized. The coding region runs from base 159 to 746 and encodes 195 amino acids. The record is from RefSeq and is a predicted model, not a curated record. NCBI's taxonomy places the organism in Eukaryota, Viridiplantae, Streptophyta, Magnoliopsida, Malvales, Malvaceae. The transcript has a single exon.